Molecule: messenger RNA, 2124 nt
Organism: Nicotiana tabacum (common tobacco)
Lineage: Eukaryota; Viridiplantae; Streptophyta; Magnoliopsida; Solanales; Solanaceae
Product: MLO-like protein 1
Biological process (GO): defense response
Cellular component (GO): membrane
Source: RefSeq, a predicted model, not a curated record
ACAACAUUCAUGCAGAUGAAUAUGAUUGUCGGAAAAAAUACCCGAAAAAACGAUUGCAGAUUUUUGUCAUUUAAUUCCCUCCAAAUUUCUUCAUUCUUUUCUUGAUCAUUUCUCCAUUUUAUAUCACGCCCGCUUGUUAUUGUGGGUGUGAUUCCUUUUUUAAUUUCCUUCUUUAAUUACUACACAUUUCAUGAAACAAUUACUAACGAGGGAGCAGUUAUUAUUUUGAUUGGAAAAAAUAUAUAAAAAAAGUUGAAAAAUGGGUGGAGGUGGAGAAGAUGAAGGAGAAGGAUCAUUGGAAUUUACACCAACGUGGGUUGUUGCUGCUGUUUGCACCGUCAUUGUUUCCAUUUCUUUAGCUCUUGAACGCUUCCUCCAUUAUACUGGAAAGCAUUUGAAGAAGAAGAAACAGAAGCAUCUUUAUGAAGCCUUACAGAAAGUUAAAGAAGAGUUGAUGCUGUUGGGGUUUAUAUCCCUGCUGUUAACGGUAUUUCAAGGUCGCAUUGUCAAAUUCUGUGUGCAUCAAGAUGUUGUAAAACACUUACUUCCUUGCUCGUUAUCGUUGGAGGCAAAUUCAUCUUCGUCUCAUGAAUCGACUCCUGCUAGUCCGCAUUCACAUCACCAUCGGCAUUUGCUUGUAGAAGAAGCGGCUGUUGUUGGUUAUUGCCAUCACAAACACAAGGUCCCGUUACUAUCUCUUGAGGCGUUGCAUCACCUUCACAUUUUUAUUUUUGUCCUAGCUACUGUGCAUGUGACUUUCUCUGUUCUGACUAUUGUAUUUGGAGGAGCAAAGAUACGUCAAUGGAAAUACUGGGAGGAUUCAAUCGUAAAAGAUAAUUAUGAGUCUGAGCAUGAUUAUCUGAGACCAUCAGUUACACAUGUUCAUGAACAUGAUUUCAUCAGGAAUCGAUUUCAGGGUAUUGGUAAACAAUCAGCCAUUUUGGGUUGGGUGCACUCUUUCUUUAAGCAAUUUUAUGCUUCUGUCAACAAGGAAGACUAUAGAGCACUUCGUUUGGGAUUCAUAAUGACACAUUGCAGGGGAAAUCCAAGAUUCAAUUUUCACAGGUACAUGAUACGUGCACUGGAAGACGAUUUUAGGACAGUUGUUGGUAUCAGUUGGUAUCUUUGGAUAUUCGUAAUCCUCUUCUUGUUGCUUAAUAUUAAUGGUUGGCAUACCUAUUUCUGGAUUGCUUUCAUUCCUUUUAUUGACAUGAUCACCUUUCGUGAUAGUUGCAUGGUACUUGUGUCAGAGGAGGAGCCACGUUUUGAAGCUUAUGGAUUUCUUAAGACAAAUACAUGGUUUGAACCAAAAUUACUGGGUUCAGCCGAACCUAUAGCUCGUGUGCUAGCUCCGCCCCUGGCUUGUGUUCAAGUCAUGACCAAAAUACUACUUCUGCUUGCUGUGGGCACAAAAUUGGAGCAUGUGAUUAUACAGUUAGCUCAUGAAAUUGCUGAGAAACAUGUAGCAGUAGAAGGUGAAUUGGUUGUACAACCUUCUGAUAGUCACUUUUGGUUCGAUCGCCCUCAAAUCGUCCUCUUCUUGAUACAUUUUAUUCUCUUCCAAAAUGCUUUUGAAAUAGCAUUUUUCUUCUGGAUUUUGUUCCAGUAUGGCUUUUACUCCUGCAUAAUGGGAAAAUACGUGUUCGUUACCCCUCGGCUUGUCAUAGGGGUAUUCAUUCAGGUUUUAUGCAGCUAUAGCACAUUGCCACUUUAUGCUCUAGUUACACAGAUGGGCAGUCAUUAUAAGAAGUCAAUGUUUGAUGAUCAUGUUCAAGCUUGCCUUAUAGAAUGGGCUGAGAAGGUGAAAAAGAAGAAGGCACAAAAGGCUGCUAGAGAUGGUUCUAACCAUUCAACUGAUGAUGGCUUUACUAUAGGAUCACCAAUGUCUGUACAUGGGUCCAAAGAAUCUCCAAAUGGGGUUUAGCUGACACUUAUAUACUAGCUGAAAAAUUCAAUCUUCUAAAAUCAGAUGUAUGAUAAUAGUGCUAGAUUCUGCAUAACAGUUUAGAUUUUAGUUCCUCUUAAUAAAUACUGUGUUGUCACUAAGCUGAUGUAGGGUUUUUUUGUAUAUAUUCCCUCGCCAGCUUAAUGUUCAAUGAAUUAAAAUAUUUAGUUUACACUGUC